CGUCACUGUCUUCAGGUGUGCUGGCCUUCAAAUACGGCCCGGAGCGCGCGAUGCCAGCAGGUGAUUUGACUGCUCCGUUUCCUCGUUUAUUCAGCUAUUCAAAUGACGAGUCACUGUCGCGGAGGGAAAGAGAGAAGCUGGGCUCUGAAAGACAAACACACCAUUUUGGCUCGGUCUGACCCGAGCUCCGAGGGAGUCCGUGCCAGUGACCGACAUGAUGAUGGUGUGGUGUGGAAGGACGCGGGACGUCGACCAGCGGCGGCUGUAACAAAAAAAAAACAAAAAAAACCAAACAAGACAAGACAAGCUGUACAAGGAGCAUCUUCAUCGUUCCUUCAUCCUCCAUAUCUGAUGCCCCGUGAUCCUGCUGACUGCUGAAGGCUCUACGUCCUCCAUCCGUUUGUCUCCUCGCAGCUUCACCCUCCUCUUCUUAAUCACUCCUCCGUACGUCUGCCCUGCAGUCAUGAAUCCCUACAGCAGCACAAACUUGGACUCUCGCCCAUACGAUGACAUCACUGCUGCAGCUCCAUAUUCACCUCCGGACCCAUCUGAUGAUUCCCAGAAUCCACCUUUGUCAGCCACCUUACAGUCUCCUCCUCUCAUCCAGACAGAUCAUAGCUACCUGACAGUUUUGAGCCAUAACUCCCCACAUCAGGCGUCAUCAGACCAAGAUGGAGGUCACAACCUGCUCCCAUCACCAGACUACUCCAGCAUACCGCUUCCAGGCUCGGAGUCAGGCCUCAGCCUGGGAUCCAGGCCUCAGUCCUGGCUAGCUCCAUUCCGAUCGACCUCCCCAACUCCAUCAACAGUGAACCCCUACCCUGCCCCCUCCACACCCCCCUCCUACCAGUUGUCGGUAAUCAUCCCCUCCCCAGACCUCGGCCCGUCUCCUCUCCAGUCUCAGUGUUCCGAGGACAGCUGCCCGGACCUGGAGUGCGCCAUCUGCUUCAGCCAGUUCAACAACAUCUUCCGCUGUCCCAAGAUGCUGAAUUGCAAGCACACAUUCUGCCUGGAGUGCCUGGCACGCAUUAACAUCAAGUCGGCUGAGCCCAGUGCAAUCCAGUGUCCGCUUUGCCGCGGCCUCACGCCCCUACCCACCCUCGGGCUCCCAAGACUGGCCACAGACUCGGGCGUGCUGUCCUACCUGCCGGCCGCCAUGCAGAGGGUCUACAGCAUCCGCUUCCUCCGCAACAAAGGGAAGCUUCAGGUCAAAAGGUCAACUGAAAAUCGUCGUCGUUGGACUCGGAGGUCGCUGGCGUCUGUGAGAUCUCUGGAUGUGGGGCUGCCCAGCCCGUCUUCCGAGGAUGGCAGUGAGGCAGGCGGAGCUCUGUUCAGACUGACAGGCCGGCCGAUGUGCCGAGCCUUCCUCCUGACGUCUGUGGUGAUGAUGAUGGUGCUGCUGACUGGCAUCAUCAUUUUCAUCGUCACCAGCAAGGAGUGAGUAACUUCACAUUACAUCACAUCAAGUCUUCUUCCUGCUUUUUUUUCCUGUGAUGGAAAAAGACAAAACUGUAAAAUUCCACAAUCUCGAGGGAAUUUUAUAUCUGAAUGUAGUUAAUGAGUGACAUCUGUUUCACCGCUGCGGUGAAAAGAUGGAAACAGAUCCAGAUGUGCAAUAAAACCCAUCGUUCCAAGCUGUUGUGCAACGAGAGGCAACUAAAGCCAGGACAUGGAGGAUGAGCUCUUAAAUUUAACACUGUGGGAAUCAAAGGGGAUUGAGACUCACACCUUAGCUGAGAAAGUAGCUCUGAAAAUGAGAUGCGGUGGGAUUGAAUCUGCUUUUAUCUUGUGCCAAAAGUUUCAGAUAAUCAUGCAUAUGUCUGAAAAGAUUGUACUUUUCAUGUACAUUGCUCACAGGUACAAAAUGACAAUCAUGUAACGGCUGCAGUAGUAGUAUUUAGGAUGCCGAGGAGCUGCGCUCUACUGCUUUACAGUACUUGGGCCAAAAGCUUUAAAUGAUUAACUUACCGUUUUCAAAAAUACUUAACAGCAGAACUUCCUGCUCAUUUUCAUUGGUUCAAGUCACAAAAUGGCAGUCAGGUAAAGGCAGAUGUGGGGAAGCGCUGGAACAUAAUAAGCCUCUUAACACUUUGCCAAAUGUUUCAGUUAUUUGCCUCAGUUUUGGGGAAAAAAUGUAUGUCUUGAAACUCCAGUUAUACAAGAUGGCUUAUCUGAAGGUUGUUUGCAAUAAAGGGGGAAAAAAGUGCCACCUUGAAGAAUACCAUCCAACAACUGACUUGUAUAAACCACAGGGCAAAGUGUCUGAUGGCUCCCCUCCAGCUGCAGAGCUUUUGAAGUACUCUCUUCUUUCACUUUGAGAAUCAAGCCUCCAUCAAAACAUUUUGUCACUUAAACAUAAUAUUGAACUAAGGCUUGUGACCAGCCUGUGGUUUCCGUUUAAACAUACGAUUGCAUAAACCUGUCACAAGAUGGCGCCUUUUUCUCAUUCUCCUGUUAUAACUUGCUCUGGCAGCUUAAAGCACUUAACGUUGUUUUUCAAAACUGCCCGCGGUUUACGUAAGUCUGUUGCCCCUGGGUCUAAUCAGAUGCUGUAAACAGGAGCCAUGCAAAUGACCUGAGCCACAGCUGCAGUAGGUCAAUGGAUUAUUACAGAUGCUGAAACAUGAAACUUUUUACCCACACAACUGAUCAAAACCUGGACAAAAAAACACAACUCCUCAAUCAAGUUCCUGAAAUAAGCUUGGGCUCAGUAUGUGAUUCUAAGUGCGUUCAGCCUGCCAGCUCGUCUGUAAGAGACUGCAGGAGCCUCCGAUAGUUGGAACAGUCCCAGAGUGCUUCACUGGUAUUGAGUACAGGACUGUGUGUUUGAAUCCAGCUGAAUCCUGUUCAGAGAGACGCUUGAUCAUGUUAUAACUGUCGGUGAUGCACUUUACCUCAAACAAUCAUGAAUUGCCCUCUAGCAAAACUUCCCCCCCAAAAUACUUUGACUUGCAAAUCAAACAGGACCUGAAAGCAGAAGCUACCUUCAUGGUGAUGCCCGAAGUUCAUCCAGUAUAAUAUAUUUUAAGAAGAUGAUUUGCCUUUUGUAACAAAUAUGUGAUCUCUGACUAAAACUGAGAAAAUAUUUUAAUCCAAUGUUUGUCUUCCUUGUUUCUGAAACUGUUUACUGUUUUUAGGCUCUGACCUGUUUUACUGUGCAAUGUAAAAUAAAUAAUUUUAUAUAUUUAUAAAACUGUUUUAGCGAAGCUAGCUCUAUCACCAUGUUUGCUUCAUGUUGAACUUGAAUAAAUUCCUUUUUUUGAAUUAUA
Molecule: messenger RNA, 3269 nt
Organism: Acanthopagrus latus (yellowfin seabream)
Lineage: Eukaryota; Metazoa; Chordata; Actinopteri; Spariformes; Sparidae
Product: RING finger protein 223
Exons: 3
Coding region: 464-1441 (325 amino acids)
Biological process (GO): protein ubiquitination
Molecular function (GO): ubiquitin protein ligase activity
Source: RefSeq, a predicted model, not a curated record